This is a messenger RNA of Ananas comosus (pineapple), 1046 nucleotides long. RefSeq names its product NDR1/HIN1-like protein 10. Gene Ontology annotation, cellular component: plasma membrane. The transcript has 2 exons. Bases 1 to 798 code for a protein of 265 amino acids. The record is from RefSeq and is a predicted model, not a curated record. Lineage: Eukaryota; Viridiplantae; Streptophyta; Magnoliopsida; Poales; Bromeliaceae.
AUGGACGAGGAAUGGACAGCGAUCCCAAAGCCCCCGUCACCGGCUACCCGGCCGUCGGCCCGAACGGCGGCGCCGCCACUGCCACCGGCAGCGAACUCCUACAGCUACUACGCGCCCCAACCGGGCCACGCGGCGGCGCCGCCCGUGGCGCCUCCGCCGUACUAUCCACCGGCCUACGCAGCCGCAUCCACCUCCGCCUUGGGGCCUUCCAACACCCUCUUCCUCCGCCGCCUCCUCGCCGUGGCCAUCGCCUUCUUCGUCGUCGUCGGCGCCGCCACCCUCAUCCUCUGGCUCGUUCUCCGCCCUCGGCUCCCCCAGUUCUCCGUCUCCUCCGCCUCCGUCUCCUCCUUCAACCUCUCCUCCUCGUCCCAGCAGCUCUCCGCCGACUUCGACGUAACCCUAACGGUGCGGAACCCUAACAAGAAGAUGGGCGUCCAGUACGACGGGGUCCGCGCCGCCGUCGUCUACGGCGGCGAAACCAUCUCCGAGACCUCGCUCCCGCCCUUCUACCAGAGCAAGGGGAACGUCACCACCGUCCACGCGCGGCUCGUCGCGGCGGGCGAAUACGUCGGCGGCGACGUCACAAACGGGAUCAACUCGGAUCGAUCCCACGGUAAUGGCGCUGUUAGAUUCCAGUUUAGGGUUCUCUCCUGGGCGGUGUUCAAUUCGGGUGGGUGGCGGACGAGGCGGCACGUGAUGAGGGUCUACUGCGAGGACGUCUCCAUUGGGUUCAAUAACUCUACGGCUAGUUUGGGAUCUCUCUUGGGGUCGCCGAAGCAGUGCCAGGUUUAUCUUUGAGUAAGCGAAUGCAUAGGUUUUUGUAGUCGAUUAUUUUACUAGUUCGUAGCUGUAUGGGAUCAAUGGUAGAGCUAAUCGGGUACAUUUGGUUUCAGUUUUACUAGACUAUGACAUGAUUAACGCACAAAAGAUUGCUAAUCUUUGUUGCGCCUCGUAAAUUGCCCUGUAGAUACGGAAUUAGUAACUGCUUGUUUACAACUCCUAAUUGUUGAGAUUAAGCAUUUUGUGCCGUGUUCCUCUUUGUUGAA